CAAGUAAUACUCUUUCCCAAGUUUUACUUGAAGCCUUUCGUCACCGUGAAUCAGCCAAUCAGGUCUCCGUUUCGCUAGAUGCGCCAUAUGCUUUGCAAGUUCAGAGCAACGCAUCAAAACUCAACCGGCGGUAAAGUGGCUCCGGUAGAUUUUGAUUCGAGACGGCAAUGACAGCGACAAUGAUGUUUGCGGGUGUGGACAUUGGCGCAACGGGCGUCAAAGUUGGUGUCGUAACUUCGGAAGGUGCUGUGGUGGCACGUGAGCAGGAGAACUACCACCCGGAGAAGCACGAGCCCCAGGACGUCGUGGAUCUGGCCAUCUCCGUGCUGCACAAAGUGCUCGAGGCGACCCGGUUGGGAUUGGGAGACCUAGAGGCUGUUGGUGUGGGAUGCCCCGGCGUUCUAGAGGCUGGUGGCGUCAUCCGCGCUGCUGCCAACUUUCCGUCCUGGUUGGAUGUACCACUCCAACAAGUGUUCACAAACACCCUGGGCAGACCGGUCACUGUGUGCAACGACGCUGACGCUGCUAUCUUAGCAGAGCAAUGGGUGGGCACGGCCAAGGGUGGCAUCAAGGAUUUUAUUAUGUUGACUCUCGGUACAGGUGUGGGCUUUGGUGUCGUUGCGAACGGCGAGCUUGUGCGAGGUGGCAGCAAUGCCAUUGAAGGGGGCCACAUGAUUGUUGAACGCAACGGAAGACCGUGCGGUUGCUCCCAAAGAGGCUGUCUUGAAGCUUACAGCUCGGCUGGCGCGCUGAUGUCGCAAGUUCAGGAGCAUCUACGUGCUGGCAGGGACUCGAGUCUGGCCAAGUAUUCAGAAGCAGACAUCAAUGCUGAAUUCGUUUUCAAGCAUGCCGCUGAAGGGGACGACUUGUGCAAGCAUCUGAUCGAAGAAGCUGCCGACUACUUGGGUUUUGCAUGCGUAACCUUCUGCCGAAUGCUGGAUCCGGAGGUAAAGUUGCUGUUGUUCAUGUGAUCAAUGGCGGUUGAAUGGACUAAAACCUUUCGCCUGAAGAUUAUCGUGCUAUCUGGAGGAAUUGCUGAAGCUGGCGAAACUUACAUCGAAAAGAUUCGGCGUGCUUACGCAAAGCACACGUGGGCCAAAUUCCCCAAUCCCGUUCGUAUUGAGAAAGCUAGUGCUGGAUAUGAUUCCGGUAUCAUUGGUGCCGUUGCAGUUUGCAAAAACCAACGCAAGGGCCCAUGAAGGUAUUACGUCUGGUGUCGUGCUCAAGCGGAGUGAGUACGGUAGAGGGCCGUAACUACCGUAGUUCGCAUAUUUCGUUUCUCAAUACUCAUUACCUACUUCAGCUGUCAAUGGUAUAAAUUGAACAGCUUGUACUUGUACUACUUACUACAUGUAGUACUACGCACGUUAUUGAUAUCAACACAGCUUGCUUGUUGAAAAAAAACAAAGUGGUUUUGAGUUAUCGAGGCAACAGAGCAAAGCAUUACACCACGUAUCGCUAGCAGAUUAAUCACUGUCACUGUCACUGAUGACUGGGCUCGCACUUCCGUCGUUCUGCGGGAAGGGGCUAUCACCCCUGCCAUUUUUUUCAGCCGGGUUGCCUGCUUUCUCCGGAGAACUGUCGGGUGGAGGUGUGCUUGCCUUCGCUUCCUCGUCAUCAGGUGAUACCUGAUUUUCUCCUGCCCGUCGGCGCUUGAACUCACGCACACUCUCAUCGUCAUCAAGCUGAUCAUCGUAAACUCCUCCGCAUUCGAAAAGAAUUUGAGUGCGACGCUCGUUUUCGCCUUCUGAGUAACCCCGGCGGUGAACGACAGCUCCAUGACGGCGUUUUUCUUCGCCACUCAUCUGCAAUAGCCACACAAAUGUCGGGGUUCAAACCAGAAGAUAACACGCCGUCGACUCAACACGACGUACCUUCGUUUUUCUGAGCUGGAUACGGUUCAGAACAUCACUGUACGUGAACUGAUUGGAUUCAGGAUCCAGCAUGAAGACAACGUGCUGUGACUCGCGCUGCACAACGGAACGCCCGUCAUUCAUGAAGGAAAAGAAUACAAACGUAAGUGAACUGUCAACCAUUCUAGCAGAGCCCUGUUGCCAACGUACACUGUCAAGCGAAUCCACAGACAUAAGAUACUCUCGGAGGUAAGAGAAUUUCUCGCGAUCGCUGCUUUCCUGCGGAAACAAAAAAUCACAC
Messenger RNA from Phytophthora nicotianae INRA-310, 2154 nucleotides. RefSeq lists its product as hypothetical. The record is from RefSeq and is a predicted model, not a curated record. The transcript has 8 exons. Gene Ontology annotation, molecular function: UDP-N-acetylglucosamine 2-epimerase activity; N-acylmannosamine kinase activity. The coding region runs from base 168 to 971 and encodes 267 amino acids. Lineage: Eukaryota; Oomycota; Peronosporomycetes; Peronosporales; Peronosporaceae.